Messenger RNA from Passer domesticus (house sparrow), 3155 nucleotides. Its product is annotated as maestro heat-like repeat-containing protein family member 1. Gene Ontology annotation, cellular component: cytoplasm. Bases 453 to 2873 code for a protein of 806 amino acids. NCBI's taxonomy places the organism in Eukaryota, Metazoa, Chordata, Aves, Passeriformes, Passeridae. The record is from RefSeq and is a predicted model, not a curated record. The transcript has 15 exons.
ACGCGACAGGACAGGACGGGACAAAGCGGUGCCGUGAGGAGCGCUCGUUCGUGUCUGACCUGGAGCUUUCCCGAGGCGUUAUUCCUACAGGUGUCCUCGUGGCAAGACUGCGGGUCUUGGUGGCCUGUGGCCUUCCCGAGGCUUCUCUUUUGCAGGUGCCUCCGAGGCCAGACUGAGGGACUUGGUGACUCAGAGCUUUUCUGAGGCAUCUCCCAUCCUUCUGGUCUGUGCACUCGAGGCAAGACCCUGGCACUUUGUGACCAAAACCAUUUACAAGGCGUCUCCUGUCCUUGUGGCAGGAGCCCUCGAGACCAAAGCACAGGACUUGCUAUCCUGCAGUCUUCCUGAGGCUCCUCUGCCUCAGGUGUCUUCAAGGCACAACUGAAGACCUGCUGAUUCAUAACUUUCACAAGGCAUCUGUCUUUAAGGUGACCUCAAGGCCAAACUCUGGCAUGGCGGGCAGAUUUCUCAGCCUAUUUAAAGUCUUCAGGGGGAAAAAGAAGAAAGGCCCUGGAGCUGCCCCAGGAAAACGGCUGGAGGAGCCAAAUCACUUCCAGCCAUUACAGGAUGAUGCAUCCCUGGACCGGACACAAGAGAAGGAAGCCGCCCACGGCUGCUUCGGCAGAACCCUGAAGAUAUUCCCGAAAUUUCUGCGCAUUCGACGCAGGAAGCCCAGCACCCCAGCAGCUGAGGGCCCAGCUGAGCCUGACUCGGGGCUGACCCAGCUCCAGGCAGAGCCUGAUGUCAGCCUGGAUUUGGCUGAGUUCUCAGAUGACUCUGAGACCUCAGUGACUGAAACCUGGGUGAAGGCUCUUUUGAUGUCAAUGAUCGAGGACAUGAUAAUCACAGCCGCCAACACUGGAGAGACUCAGGGCAUCACAAACUCUGACACUAGCACAGAUUCAGCAGAGUGCUCUGAAGACUCUGAGGCUGUGAUGAAUCUCCGGGAUCAUAGGGCAAAGUCUGACGAGGCAGUGACUGAGGUUGUGGCCAUCACACCUGCCAACACUGGAGAGACUCAGAGCAUUGCAAAUUCUGACACCAGCACAGAUUUGGCUGAGUGCCCAGAAGACUCUGAGGCUGUGAUGAAUCCCAGUGAUCCCGAGGGAAAGGCUGAUUUGGCAGUGACUCAGGAUGUGGCCAUCACCACUGCCAACACCGGAGAGACUCAAGAAAUACCAAAUAGUGACAUGAUGUCCACUCCCACUCUGAUGUGUGCUCCCACUAAGGAUUUUUUCGAGGAGAGUGCUGUUCCAUCUCAGCAACAGGUGCCAGCCAUGGUGAAGAACAUCCACCAGAGUCUUGUGUCACGUGUCACUGUGAAUGCCAGGCUGCAAAGUGACAUUGUGAGGCUGGCUGAGGAACACCCUGCUGACGUGGCGCUGACCCUCCUGCACUGUGCCCCAACGUGUGACAGAGCUGCUGCAAUGAUGUGGAGAGCUAUAGGCUCAUCAAGACCAACAAUGGAGAAGGUGCUGGCAACACUGCUCUGUGUGAUGGAGGAUUGGCCUCUGCACAGCACAUGCACCUCCGAUGGGGACAACAAGGACGUUUUUGCCCUGGCUGCAACUCUGGUGAUCUGGGUCAUUGUGCCUAAAUGCCGCAAGGCAAUGAUCCGUUAUUCAGCCCGCCUGUUUGCGGCUCUGCUCUUCCACGUUGUCAUCACCACGCAGCAGAUGCCACCAAAGGAAGUUGAAAGCUUCUGGAGAGCGUGCCAGGAGGAACACCACCUUCCCAGCAAGCCCAGCAGGUUUGCAGUGCAGGCCAUGAAGGCUCUGCUCUGCCGACUGAAGUAUGACAAAGAAGUGAUGGCUAUGGAGCGUAAGUGUGGCUGGGACAUGCUGCUGUGUGCUCACACCCAGCACUAUGCCGUGGGUCUGCUGGCCAGAGAAAUGCGUCGUGUCUCCCCCUCCUUGUGUUCUGGGAUUGCUCUCCGCCUGCUUGGGCUGCUCAGCAGGGAGGAGCCACACUGGGAUCUGCCUGCCCUGGCGUUCCUUGUGGAGGUCCUCGAGUGCCUGGACUUGAGGGAAUGUGCUGACAGCAUCCUGGAGAUCAUGUCAAGGCACCUGAGGAACGAGUGCAGGGAGAGGCGUCGCCUGGCGCUCAGAGGCCUCGUGGUGCUCAGCAAGGAUCCCUCGAUGGCCAGGAGAAUGGGCACUCUGUCUCCAAGCCUUCUGGAGCUGCUGGGUGAUGCAGAUGGAGAGCUGGUCGGCAUGACACUCUCGGUGUUCACAAAUGUGCUCCUGCACAAAGACAUGCUGGUAUCCAGCAUCACUGCCCCGAAGCUGGCUGAGGCUCUCCUGCUGCUCUUCGACCACGACAACAGCCAUGUGCAGCUGCUCUCCCUUGACCUCUUCUUCAAGGUGAUGGAUUUGGUAGUAGAAGAGGGAAAAAAGCCCCUUAAGUCAAUUGUGUGCCAGAGCCUUCCUGCACUCUUCUUCCACUGCCACGAUGAGAAUCAGCACGUGGCAGAGGCCUCCCGGAAAAUGCUGCAUUGUGCAGCCAGAUUCCUGAAGAGGAAGGAACUCAAGCAGCUGGUGGAGACAGGGAAGCUGUUGGCGUUUGCCGAAGUCCUGCUGGCAGAGGACAGGAGCCGAGCGGCCGAGCACCUGCGCCGGGCCCUGCGCUACCUGGAGAGCCCCCAGGAGCCCCUGCGAGAGGCGGCCAUCAGCUUCAUGGGGAUCGCCGGGGUGCUCCUGAGUGGGCAGCCAGGAGAGCUCCAGCUCCUCACUGAGGCCCUUCAAGCCCUGAAGAGAGAUGACAGCCCUUCCCAGACAUGCCUAGUUGUUCAACAGAUAUUCAGUGAAAGAGCUGCAGAACUGGCUCAGAAGGUCCAGUGUUUGUUUACAACCUCCAAAUGCCAUGGAAGAUGAGACUGCCUUGAUAACAGAAGAGACCAGCUGGAGCUCCAGCCACAGCUGAUGAUUGGCACAGCUGAGCCUGUGGGAAAUUGCAUGCCUUCAGCCCUCUCCCUGCUUAUAGAUAGCUCCCUCCCUCCAGCCCUCAGACUCUGCCCAUCGCCUUUUUUUCCCUCCACUCUCCCUCCCUUUUGACAGCUCUUUCCCUCUAGCCCUCAGAUCCUGCCCAUCCCCUUUUUCCCCACCCAGCUCAUCCCUUUGCUUCACCUUCCACUAAUAAACAGUUUGGCUUCUUCA